UCAUGAUACACAGGUUGUGACAGUGGUUACUCCCCUGGCGAGCAAUUGGACAGGUCCUGAGUCAGUUACACAAUGACUGGAACUUGCUUCUGUGAUCAACAUUAUCCUUUGCUGACAUUGUAACUUUGUGAAGACAGAUUCCAAUGAUGCCUUCGGAAGAUUUCAAUUAAUGAUUGGGUUCUGGUGGAGACGAGCUUGCGAGGGAGGAGCUGACGAAAUACCUGGGAGCGAACAAUGAUCGAGAAAUCUUAUUUCCUGCUGUCGCUUCUCCAAGCUGGACUGGCCCAAAACUGGAAAAUCAACAUUCCACCUCAGGUGACAGCGCAGGAAGGUUCCUGUGCUCGGAUUCCAUGUCAUUACAGUUAUCCUUCACAUCUAGCAAGCCAAACACGAAUUGGAAUCUGGUACCAAGGGAAAGAUUCCGUAGCUUUUCAUUCCGAGCAUCAUGAGAAAAUGUUGCAACGGUUCCGCACUCGGACCUGGCUGUCUGGACACCUGAAAGAUGGAGACUGUUCCCUGAUUAUAAACAAUAUCAUACGGGAAGAUGCAGGAUCUUAUCACUUGAGAAUAGAAUUUGACAAUGUGAAUAGUUACAGCUACUUUCCUGCAACCAACCUUCACAUUUCUGAUUUCACCGAGAAACCCAUAAUAAUCCCUGUGGAAAUUAUCGCGGAAAAGCGUGUGAACCUAAGGUGCACCUUCAACACAACGUGCAAUGGAACAGCUCCUGUCUUAGCCUGGGACACUCCCACUGCCGUACCUGGAUCAGUCUCAAACACUGUAACUCAGAAUGGUGUCACUCUGACCUAUACUUCUGUUCUGAGCCUGAUCCCAUCACCCAGACACCAGGGACAAACUCUCACCUGCAGAGUGAGAUAUCCAACUGUUUCAUCAGAGCAGACCUUCGUACUGACAGUUCAAUAUCCACCACGGAAUCUCUCAGUUGCAUCCCUUAAUGUGAUGAAAGAUUCAUUAAUCAAUAUAAUUGAGGGGAAUUCUGCAGUGAUAAUCUGCUCUGUCAAGAGCUUGCCAGCUUCUAACCUGACGUGGAGACAUCUUAAUGUCACAGUGAACAGAACAAGUUCCAGCAAUGAGCUGUGGUUGGAGAUUCCUCACAUUACGUACAGGGAGACUGGAGACUAUCAGUGCGUGGCAGAGAAUGAACAUGGAUCAGUGGAGGGCUCCAUAACCAUCACAGUGGAUCACACACCACGGAAUCUUGUGAUCACUUCUAUUCAUGUUAUUAAAGAUUCAUCGAUCAGUGUAAUUGAAGGGCAUUCUGCAGUGAUAAUCUGCUCUGUCAAGAGCUCCCCUGCUUCCAACCUGAUAUGGAGACAUCUUAAUGUCACAGUGAACAGAACACGUUCCAGCAAUGAGCUGUGGUUGGAGAUUCCUCACAUUACGUACAGGGAGACUGGAGACUAUCAGUGUGUGGCAGAGAAUGAACAUGGAACAGUGGAGGACUCCAUAACCAUCUCUGUAAAAAGUCGAAAUUUUAGUGCUUGGAAAGCAGGAUUGCUUGGAGCUGGAAUCAUUUUGAUUGUUGGACUGAGUGCGUUCUUCAUCUUCAAGUGUGUGAGAAAAGUGAAAAGCACAGAAAGAAACCAAACAGACACCGCAAGGGAGCAGUCUGACAAGUCCAGGAGGAAAGUUGAAGAAGUGAAAUCAAAUCAUAAUGUCCAUGUGCACCAAAAAGAUGACCUCUACGCAAACUGCAAUUAUGAUGACGAGGCUGUGUAUGCGAAUAUCUAAACUAAAUAAGAUUGAGAAAUGUUCAGCAUGGGGACAACACAGAUUGAGGGAAUAUUUUUAAACUUCAACUUAUUUUCUAAAAUCCACAGGAAUCAUUCCCAAGAACUACUUUGAAAUUUCUCAAUAUCAUGUGCUGGCGUUUCUCGGAGGUGAUGUGUCAGAGUUGAGUGAUGAGGUGUCCAAGAUGUGUUGGUCUGGAUUUAAUUUUAAACAUCCUUUUUCUACAUUAUCUCCAACAGCAAGGAAUGUCCUUCUGUCCGUUGUGAUUGUCAAUGUCUUUCGAUCUUGAUCAAACUUCUGCCAAGACUGAACAGACGUAUUCAACUCUGCGCCAGUUCCCUUCCUUGCACUCAUCCACUGGGUCAACGUUCCUUGAAUCCUCACCUCCGCCCUAGCCCAGAACUGUCAUUUCUGCCCACUUUCUGUUCUAUCACCUCUCAUGCUCUCUCCAAGCUCACUCUGUCAAUGACAACUGCCUCCUUUUCCCUCUGUCCAGUUCCCACUAAACGUUCAUCACCCAACAUUCCCUCCUGGCUCUCAUGUUAGCCAACCGUUGUGAUGGUUCACUCUCUUCAGUAACUGGUCCCCUCUCUCUUUGAAGUCUCCCACCCACACCGUUCCCCUCCAAAAACAUCCCUUCACUCCUUAAACCGCCUGCUUCAGAUGCUCAGAAAACCCAAUCUCUUUGAUCAAACUCUUAUCCACCAGUAUUAAAUCAUAUUCCCUUGCCCAAUUCUAACCAAGGCAGACUUACAUUUGUGUAACACCUUGGACCACUGCAGAACUUUUCAAAAGCGCUUCAGUGAAUUAAGUAGUUUUGAAGUGCUGCCAUCUUUGCAAUGUAGGAUUGACACAGCAAGAUUCCAUAAAAAAAGCAUGCGAUUGUGAGACAUAACGUUUGCUUUUAUGGAUGCUGAUUGGGAAAUAGAAGUUGGUUGCAGGACAUUGGGAAGAUGAACACCUGCUCCUUUUCCAAAAAUCGCCAUGGGAUUUUCCACAUCCACUUGAGCAGCCCUCCCUCAGCACUGACCCUUUGACAAUUCGGCAGUUCCCUCAGCACAGACCCUCCGAUAUUGUGGCGCU
This is a messenger RNA of Chiloscyllium plagiosum (whitespotted bambooshark), 2835 nucleotides long. Its product is annotated as sialic acid-binding Ig-like lectin 13. Gene Ontology annotation, biological process: cell adhesion. Gene Ontology annotation, cellular component: plasma membrane. Gene Ontology annotation, molecular function: sialic acid binding. The record is from RefSeq and is a predicted model, not a curated record. Lineage: Eukaryota; Metazoa; Chordata; Chondrichthyes; Orectolobiformes; Hemiscylliidae.